Panthera uncia (snow leopard) is the source of this 1140-nucleotide messenger RNA. NCBI's taxonomy places the organism in Eukaryota, Metazoa, Chordata, Mammalia, Carnivora, Felidae. The record is from the annotation of a RefSeq genome assembly.
AUGACCAACAUUCGAAAAUCACACCCCCUUAUCAAAAUUAUCAAUCACUCAUUCAUUGAUCUUCCCACUCCAUCCAACAUCUCAGCAUGAUGAAACUUUGGCUCCCUGUUAGGAGUAUGUUUAAUCCUACAAAUUCUCACCGGCCUCUUUCUAGCCAUACACUAUACAUCAGACACAAUAACCGCUUUCUCGUCAGUCACCCACAUCUGCCGCGACGUAAAUUAUGGCUGAAUUAUCCGAUACCUACACGCCAACGGAGCCUCCAUAUUCUUUAUCUGCCUAUACAUACACGUAGGACGAGGAAUGUACUACGGCUCCUACACCUUCUCAGAAACAUGAAACAUUGGAGCCGUACUAUUGCUCGCAGUCAUGGCUACAGCCUUCAUGGGAUAUGUCUUACCCUGAGGCCAAAUAUCCUUCUGAGGAGCAACCGUGAUCACCAAUCUCCUAUCAUCAAUCCCAUACAUUGGGAGCAACCUAGUAGAAUGGAUCUGAGGGGGCUUCUCAGUAGAUAAAGCCUCCUUGACACGAUUCUUUGCCUUCCACUUUAUCCUUCCAUUCAUCAUCUCAGCCCUAGCAGAAAUCCACCUCCUAUUCCUUCAUGAAACAGGAUCUAACAACCCCUCAGGAAUGGUAUCUGACUCAGACAAAAUCCCAUUCCACCCGCACUACACAGUCAAAGACAUCCUAGGCCUUUUAACACUAACCCUAACGCUCAUGCUACUUGUCCUAUUCUCACCAGACCUAUUAGGAGACCCUGAUAACUACAUCCCCGCCAAUCCUCUAAACACCCCUCCUCAUAUCAAGCCUGAGUGGUACUUCCUAUUCGCAUACGCAAUCCUUCGAUCUAUCCCCAAUAAACUAGGGGGAGUCCUAGCCCUAGUCCUAUCCAUCUUAAUCCUAACAAUUAUCCCCGCCCUCCACACUUCCAAACAACGGGGGAUAAUGUUUCGACCACUAAGCCAGUGCUUAUUCUGAUUCCUAGUAGCAGACCUUCUGACCCUGACAUGAAUUGGCGGCCAGCCCGUAGAAUAUCCUUUCAUCACCAUCGGGCAACUAGCCUCCAUCCUAUAUUUCUCUAUUCUCCUAGUCCUAAUACCCAUCUCAGGCAUUAUUGAAAACCGCCUCCUUAAAUGAAGA